AUGGUGAAGGUUACCGUGGGCAAAGCAGAAGAUCCUUGGUGCGAGAUCGACCUCACAGAGGAGGACGUCGAGGACUGGAAGAAAGGCGUCGACAUCGCAGAGGAGAAGCUCAAAGAGGUCAUUCAGCUGCCCCCAAUCACACUUGAGAACUGCCAUGAGCGAGAGGAUGGCGACCUGCAGUGGGAUGAGAUCACCUUCGAAGAAGAAGUGAACGGAAAGUACUGGCACGCCGUCAUCAUGUCUUUGCAUCGUAUUCGAGAAGACUUCGUAAAGAAGCAGCGUAAGAUGAAGCACCUGGACUGGUACAUGACAAUGAAGAAGACAAGUGACAGGAGGAAUGCCAAGUAUUAUGUUUAG
Messenger RNA from Symbiodinium sp. CCMP2456, 357 nucleotides. Lineage: Eukaryota; Dinophyceae; Suessiales; Symbiodiniaceae. The record is from the annotation of a GenBank genome assembly.